Messenger RNA from Penicillium subrubescens, 879 nucleotides. RefSeq lists its product as uncharacterized. The transcript is spliced from 6 exons. NCBI's taxonomy places the organism in Eukaryota, Fungi, Ascomycota, Eurotiomycetes, Eurotiales, Aspergillaceae. Bases 1 to 879 code for a protein of 292 amino acids. The record is from RefSeq and is a predicted model, not a curated record.
AUGAGCCAUCACUUCCCUUAUUCAUCAGACUUCCAGGAGUGGGAAAGCACUUCUUCACGCCGUGAAAGCUCGGUCUCAACCUCCACCGUGUCGUCCGCCUCCACCAGCAUCCUCUUCCAGAGCCCCUCAACCUCCCCCGGGACAAGCUCACGGAAGCAGUCAUGGCAGCUCUACGACGAUGUAGUGCGGCUCCAACUCAAUCCUUCAAUGACCAUUUCCUUUGUUAAGAAUGGUCAACUCUUCAAACUAAGAUAUACAUACAUUGACGUAUGUAAAGAUUCAACGGGGGCGUUGAAAUGUCUUGAGCUCGGGGGAGGUCUCGGCCAGCAAGCACCCUUUAUCCACGCCUUUCACAACACAAAACUACCCGUCCCACAUCUCGAACAUCCUAAAGACCACGAACACUACCCUCUCCGCAUCUCCUUCCUCGAUCAACAGACCGUCCAGACCGCGCAUGUGGUCUUUAUGACGCAAUUAUCAUAUAAAUUUGAAAACUGGCAAGAUUGUGUACAAUUCCAAGAGCUUCUAUUAUGCUCCAAAUUGGUCUUUCUAGGUGGCAUUGCCGAGGCCAAGUCCAAGGGCCGCGGAGAAGAGUGUAUUAGCCAGAACCUCCGAAUCCUCCGUGGGCAUAAUGGCAAAAGAGUCAUGCUCUUCUUUGCCAAUUCUCAACGUGGUGCCCUCAAACGAUACGUAUCAGUUCCUCUCAACUGCGUGGGGAGCGUGAAACCGCCCAAGAAAACCGGGCGACCGGUUAUCGUCGAGCUCAAUCCAAACUUUGAGAUCUUAUCGCAAAUGCGAAACCUUCAGAUCACCUUUCUGAAUGAUGAUGAUUGCAAGAGCUUCUGUCAGCUGCUGUCAACGGACCUUACGAUUGGAUGA